Hirsutella rhossiliensis is the source of this 357-nucleotide messenger RNA. RefSeq lists its product as uncharacterized. Bases 1 to 357 code for a protein of 118 amino acids. NCBI's taxonomy places the organism in Eukaryota, Fungi, Ascomycota, Sordariomycetes, Hypocreales, Ophiocordycipitaceae. The record is from RefSeq and is a predicted model, not a curated record. The transcript has a single exon.
AUGCGCUGCAAGUAUUGCAACGCAAACUUUAGGGGUACCCCGACGCCCUGCCUCUGCAGAAGGGAUGACGGUCGCCAAACGCCACUCCAAAUCGAGAUGGCGCUCCUGUCUGAGGCCACAGGAACGGAAUGCCAAAUGGGUGACACGGAUAUGCAAAUGUCGGCAACUGGACGGGCCUCGCUACCCCGUGGACGCCACAACCCGCCGGCCCCCAAGGCCUCAGGCAAGGAAGCACUUGUGCCACAGCCCAACCCCUUGGGCAAAAUGGGGACAAAGUUCCUCUACGCCCGUGGUUCAUAUGGCAAGAGGCUGCUUUCUCCAAGCUGUGGGAAUCUCCACGCCGAGGCAGAACGUUGA